GGGCCCUUUUAGCUGGAAAACUCUUUGACAAAGUAGAUUUUGUGACAUGUCUGCAAGAGCUGCCUGAAUGCACAGUUUGUGGAGAUCUCUUGCUAGAUUUAAUUUGCGAAUAAAAAAAAAAAAACUACCGACACUGUUAUUAAUCUGAUCAUUCCUCUGGCUGAUGAUUAGGUUGAUUAUGACAACACACACUGACACAUUCGAGCAUCUGUUCAGAAAUGAGUGGUUUAACUUUCAGUUUUUUCUUGGUCUGUGAAAAAACAAAAAUCAAUUUAAGUGAAUCCUCCAUGAAGUGUUCUCCAUCCACUUGACACAAGGGGCCUCCUACAUUAAAACAUUUUUCUGCUUCCCUGGCCUUGAAGAAUCCUUCACAUCCAUUGGUUUUCAUCCCUUUUAUGAACAUCUAAAGCCACAAAAAAGUGAAAUCAUUCUUUUUUUUUUUUCUUUUGGCUGUCUCGAGUCUCAUCACUCCUGAUUGUUCUGGCUUUGGAGUGCCUUGCGGAAAUGUUUUGACAGAAGUCAGAUGUGCUCACCGUUCUCCUUCUUUUAUCACAAUUAAAGCGCUGCCGACGUUUCGACAAAGGGUUUGAAUAACUGGAUUAGAAUUCCAUUCAGCUCUCAUUGCCAUCAUGUCUGCACCGCUGAUCUUUUCCUCUUUCCUUUUUCAUAUAGAGUCACGUCUACGUUGUCUUUCUGUUUUCCAGAAAAGGGACCUUGCUGCUGAAUAACUGCUUUGCUGUGACGGCCGCUUUGUUGCUGUCGCUGGGUGAGAUGUCAAGAUCUUUUGAGAUGCUCAUCAUCGGCCGGAUCGUCAUGGGCGUGAACUCGGGUAUAUCACUUAGUGUCCUCCCCAUGUACCUGGGAGAGAUUUCCCCUAAACACAUCAGAGGGUCCAUUGGCCAGUUCAACUCCAUCCUGAUCUGCUUGGGCGUGUUCACAGGACAAGUGUUGGGUCUGCCUGAGCUCCUGGGUCAGGAGUCCAGGUGGAACUACCUGUUCUCCUUCCUGGCGUUUCCAGCAGUGAUGCAGCUGUGUGUCCUACCCUUCCUCCCCGAGAGUCCCCGCUACCUGCUGAUGGAGAAGAAGGACGAGGCAGGAGCAGAGAGAGCUUUUCAGAAGUUUUUGGGGAAGACGGAUGUGUCCCAGGAGCUGGAGGAGGUCCACGCGGAGGCACGGGCUCAGGACAACCUGAACACUGUCUCUGUGUUACAGCUGCUGAGGAGCCCAGCUGUUCGCUGGCAGCUCAUCACCAUCAUCAUCACCAUGGCUUGCUAUCAGCUCUGCGGACUCAACGCUAUCUGGUACUACACUAAUGGGAUCCUACGGGAAGCGGGGUUUGCAGAGCACUUGCUCCCCUAUGUUACACUGACCACGGGCGCUACGGAGACUCUGGCCGCCAUCUUCUCAGGUCUGGUGAUUGAGCAGAUUGGGAGAAGACCCCUCCUUAUAUUUGGUUUCUCCUCCAUGGCUGUAUUCUUCAGCCUGCUGACAAUUUUCCUCAACUUCCAGGACAGUGUUUCAUGGAUGCCGUACCUCAGUUACAUCUGCAUACUGGCCGUCAUCGCAGGCUUUUGCUCGGGACCAGGUGGCAUCCCAUUUAUCCUGACUGGGGAACUGUUUGAACAAUCCUACAGGCCUGCUGCUUUCAUGAUCGCUGGCACUGUGAAUUGGUUGUCCAACUUUGCUGUGGGCCUCUUAUUCCCUUUCAUUCAAGAGAAGCUGCAGUCAUUUGCCUUCCUGGUGUUCGUGGUGGUCUGCAUCCUGGGAUCCAUCUACCUCUGCGUUGUCCUCCCUGAAACCAAAAACAAAACCUUCAUGGACAUCAGUCAGAGCUUCGCUAAAAUCAACAAAGUGCCAGAGUUUUCACCUGGCCAGGAGAUGGAGCUGGUCCUGUCCAUGAAGCCCGAGAGCGAGAAGGCGCCAGACGUCAAAAAGACGGAGAGCUCCUUCUGAGACACCAACUACGGAAAAAAACAGGGCAAGAUACAAGAGGGAAAUGUUGUUUUUAUAUAUUUAUUUGACUGUUUUUUCUUAAUGAAGUUGAAAUGUAUCCUGUUUGUAUGUUUUGUAGGAUAUUCAAGAAAACUGCAGUAUUACAAAACUAUUUCUACAUCUUAAUAAAUGAGGUAGAUCAAA
This is a messenger RNA of Poecilia latipinna (sailfin molly), 2136 nucleotides long. RefSeq names its product solute carrier family 2, facilitated glucose transporter member 9-like. The transcript is spliced from 9 exons. Bases 772 to 1953 code for a protein of 393 amino acids. The record is from RefSeq and is a predicted model, not a curated record. Gene Ontology annotation, biological process: dehydroascorbic acid transport. NCBI's taxonomy places the organism in Eukaryota, Metazoa, Chordata, Actinopteri, Cyprinodontiformes, Poeciliidae. Gene Ontology annotation, cellular component: plasma membrane. Gene Ontology annotation, molecular function: D-glucose transmembrane transporter activity.